GGGAAGAAAAAAGCAAAUGAGUGCCAACUCACAUACGUCGUCGUCGCAUUUUUGUCCGCGUCUCUCUGCUCUCUCCGACUUCGAAACCUCAAAACCCUCACUCCGAUCGGUAAGCUACUUCACUUCGUAUUUCCACCACCAUCUCCGCCGUAAAACUGGUUUCUUUUCCGGCCGACUGACGAAAUCCAAGUCGCGUUUAGAUAAGCCGGAAAGCUGCUUUUAAUUGCGGACUGAAAUGGCGGAAGAAGAAGGAGAACAACGGGGGAUUGAGCAGCAGCUGGAGCGCGCCGUCUGCUCUCGACUACAGCAUUUUAAAGACCAAGCAGAUUCAUUGACGUUGGAGUCGGUUAGGAGACUGUUAGAGAAGGAUUUGGGCCUUGAGAAAUUUGCACUGGAUGCCCACAAGAGAUUCAUUCGGCAGUACUUGGAAAAGAAAAUGGAUGGAGCUGAUGAUUCCAACCCCAAAACAGCAACUGAGAAUGUGGACAAAGAUAUGCAUUUGAAUAAAGAAGAAACGACAAUAUUGUCUAAAAAGCAUGAGGAAAAGAAUGAUCCAAAAAGAUCUGGAACUGGAGACGAGGAAAUGACGGAAGACUCCCCCAUAAUGGGUGUCUUAACCCCAAAAUCUGAAGUUGCCACUCAAGGAUCUUCUGUGAGCGAGAACAGGAUUCAGAAGGCCAUUUGGGAUAGAGCUGAUCAUUUUUCGUCUAAUUCAGAGAAUUUGACUUUGGCUGGAGUUCGUCGACUUCUAGAGGAGGAUCUUGGACUUGAUAAAAACACCCUUGAUCCAUUUAAAAAGUUUAUAAGUCAACAAAUAGAUCAGGUAUUAAAUUCACCAAAAGGAGCUAAAUCUGCAAAAGACAUUAAGAAGAAAACCUCUGCGAACUUGAAAAGCAAAAAAUCUAAGAAGACCAGCAGUGGGGAAGGGUCUGAGUCUCCAGGUAGUGAAAGUGAUGAGAUGGAACAUAAAGUGAAAUCAAGAAAGGAAGCUGCUUCUAGAAGAAACACUAAGAAAUCGGAGCAGCCAAAGAAACGAAAAAUCUCUAAGGAGAGUGAUCUUGAUGUCUCUGGCAAGAAGCAGAGCAAGCUUGCAAAGAGGCAAAAGGAGGAAGACAAUGAUUCUGAUGAGGAUGGAGGCCUAUCUGAAGAUGGUCAAUCUCAAUCAUCUAUUGAAAAACCAGCACAGAAGAAAGAAAAAUCAGCUCCAGGAUACGGGAAACAGGUCGAGAAUCUGAAAUCAAUAAUCAAAGCGUGUGGAAUGAGCGUUGCUCCUUCCAUUUACAAGAAAGCUAAGCAAGUGCCAGACGGCAAACGAGAAGCCUUUAUAGUGAAGGAGUUAGAGGGGAUUCUCUCAAGAGAAGGGCUAUCUAAGAAUCCCACAGAGAAAGAAAUCAGAGAUUGUAAGAAGCGAAAGGAAACUGCCAGAGAACUUGAAGGCAUUGACAUGAGCAACAUUAUAUCCAGUUCGCGAAGAAGGUCAACAUUUACUUUUGUUACUCCUGAGAAACCUGGAAAUCGUGCUAAAAAAGACAAGGUUGAUGCGAAAGACAGUAAAAACAAAGACAGCAAUGACAAGGAUCACAAUGGUGACAGUAAAGGGGAGAAGGAGAAGGAGGAAGAGAAAGUUGAGAAGGAGGAGAAAGAGGAGAAGGAGGAUGAAGAGGAGGAGGAGGAGGAGGCGGUGGAAGAAGAAGUAGAAGAUGAUGAUGAGGAAGAGGAAGAGGAAGAGGAAGAUGAUGAAAGUGAAGAAUUUAAUGAAGGUGAUGAUGACGAGAGUGAUUGAAUGCUAGCAGGCCUGAAGAUGACUGUAACUAUUCUUUGAAGUUGUAUAAUUAUAGAGAAGUGACGGUGUACAAUUAGUUUCUGUACCUUCACUAGUUUUAUUCUUAAGUUGAGGUAAUUAUUUUUUUGUGGAGCCUUCAUGUAAUCCUCAUACUUAAACAUCUAUAGUAUGACUUGGGGGGACAAAGUAAAAGUGAGUUGCUUCAUACAGUGUCAGUUUGUCAACUAUGUUCUGGAAUGUCUCAUGGGUUUAGUCUAUAUGUUGUAAAGCUAGGUAUUAGACACUAGGACUGUGUAUGUGCUUGUGCGGAAUAAUUUCUUCAUUUCCAGUCAAAAUUUUUGCUAAUGAUCCUGCUGUUGAUGCAGUUGAUCAUUUUGUCAUAGCUUA
Sesamum indicum (sesame) is the source of this 2170-nucleotide messenger RNA. The record is from RefSeq and is a predicted model, not a curated record. Lineage: Eukaryota; Viridiplantae; Streptophyta; Magnoliopsida; Lamiales; Pedaliaceae.